AGGCCCGCCUAGGUAAGGGAAGGCCUCAGCUCCUUCCGCCGCGCUCUGGCAGCGGGUCCGGGCUUGGGCUCCCGGGAUAGCGGCGGGGGCCGCCGGCGGGGCGUGCCCUGGAAGGUGAGCGUGGCCGAGCUGGGCCGCCAGGGGGCGCUGCGGAGCCAGGGGCACCCCUCCCUGCCCGCCUCAGUCCCCCGCCCCCUCCCCGCCCGCGCGCAAAACACUCUCGCCCUAGAGGCAGCACGGCCGAGCCGGAGCCGCUGCCGGAGCGGAGCCGGAGAGUGGCGGCGGCGGCGGCAGCGGCACCAUGACCCUGGGCAGCUGCUGCUGCGAGAUCAUGUCCUCCGAGAGCUCCCCGGCCGCGCUGUCCGAGGCCGACGCAGACAUAGACGUGGUGGGUGGCGGUAGCGGCGGGGGGGAACUCCCAGCCCGCUCCGGGCCCCGCGCCCCCCGGGACGUGCUCUCCCACGGCCAUGAGACUCCCCCGGAGGAAGCCGAGGCAGACGUAGCGGAGGACGAGGAGGAGUCGGGUGGCUGCUCGGACGGCGAGCCCCGCGCUCUGGCGCCUCGGGGGGCGGCGGCCGCAGCGGGGAGCCCAGGGCCAGGCGCGGCGGCGGCCCGGGGUGCAGCGGGGCCCGGCCCGGGACCGCCGUCGGGGGGCGCGGCGACGCGGAGCCCGCUGGUGAAGCCGCCCUACUCGUACAUCGCGCUCAUCACCAUGGCCAUUCUGCAGAGCCCCAAGAAGCGGCUGACGCUGAGCGAGAUCUGCGAGUUCAUCAGCGGCCGCUUCCCUUACUACCGGGAGAAGUUCCCCGCCUGGCAGAACAGCAUCCGCCACAACCUCUCGCUCAACGACUGCUUCGUCAAGAUCCCCCGCGAGCCUGGCAACCCUGGCAAGGGCAACUACUGGACGCUGGACCCGGAGUCGGCCGACAUGUUCGACAACGGCAGCUUCCUGCGGCGCCGCAAGCGCUUCAAGCGGCAGCCCCUGCCGCCGCCGCACCCACACCCGCACCCUCACCCGGAGCUGCUGCUGCGUGGCGGGGCCGCGGCGGCGGGGGACCCGGGCGCCUUCCUGCCUGGCUUCGCUGCCUACGGCGCCUACGGCUACGGCUACGGGCUGGCUCUCCCGGCCUACGGCGCACCCCCGCCAGGGCCGGCCCCGCAUCCGCAGCCGCACCCGCACGCCUUCGCCUUCGCCGCGGCAGCCGCCGCCGCCGCUCCUUGCCAGCUCUCGGUUUCCACAGGCCGCACCGCCGCGCCUCCACCCGGACCUCCGACAGCCUCCGUGUUCGCGGGCGCGGCAUCGGCCCCAGCUCCUGCGCCCGCCUCAGGCUCGGGCCAGGGCCCUGCCGGCCUGCCCGCCUUCCUGGGCGCAGAGCUGGGUUGCGCCAAAGCCUUCUACCCCGCGUCCCUGAGCCCUCCCGCAGCCGGCACCGCGGCCGGUCUGUCCACCGCACUUCUGCGCCAGGGCCUAAAGACAGACGCGGGCGGUGGUGCGGGCGGCGGGGGCGCCGGGGCAGGGCAGAGGCCUUCCUUCUCCAUAGACCACAUCAUGGGCCACAGUGGCGGCGGGGCAGCACCCCCGGGCACCGGCGAGGGCUCUCCGGGACCGCCUUUCGGGGCAGCCGCGGGGCCUGGGGGCCAAGCCCAGGUCUUGGCCAUGCUGACUGCUCCGGCCCUGGCUCCCGUAGCUGGCCACAUUCGCCUCUCGCAUCCCGGGGACGCGCUCCUGUCCUCAGGGUCCCCGUUUGCCAGCAAAGUCGCUGGUCUCAGUGGCUGCCACUUCUGACCGCAUCAGGCCCAGGGCCUGUUAAGUCCGCACUCCUCAGCCUCUCCCGGGAGCUCUUGCGGUCCCAGUGGAACUCAGGGAGUCUAUUUAUGAAGUCUCCAGACCUUGGACCGGCACGCGUGACUCCGCACUUCAUGCUCCACGCACAGAAUCUCGCAGAUAGUUGGGAUUAAGCGGGCUCUGUCGCUCAGGGCGACAGGCCCGGGGCUACGCGAAGAAGUCGCAGCCAAAAUCCUUAACCAUUUGAGAAUUAAAAGCUGGAGGUGGGUGGGGGCUGCUUCGUUUUUUCCCUGCCUCUCGGCGAAAUCAUUCCCGGAGAGAUGCCUGGCCAGGCCCCACGGAUCUGCCAGAAAAACCAACAGAGGGUCUCCCCUUCUGCUUCUCUUCCCUCACUUCAUCCCCAAAGUUGAGACCCUGCUUGUCCAACAUUAUAAUUUAAAGACAUCUAUUAUCUGCUUUGUGCUUAAAAGAAAAAUUCAACCUUUUUUUUUUUUUUUUUUUUUUUGCUGUUCUCCAAGGAAGUUCAUUUCCUCUGAAGCCUAAACCAGUGUCUACGCAGGGGGAGCUGAAUGGAGAGGUGAAGCAGGAGUCUUUAUAUUCCCUGCAGAAACCCUGGAACCCACUCCACUGAGGAAAAUCCUUUCUCUUUUGUGUUUGGGAGUUUUUAAAGGAAUUUCUUUCCCGUGGCUGGCUGGGUCCAGCCAUCCCGGGCCAGCAGUCCUGUCAGUGUUCCACCCUGUCCCAGGCCCUGUGAUAUUUAUUGUGGCAAAAGGCAAUGAGGUUGGGUGGAAGAGAGGGGUCUGGGCCCGGGACUGGAGAGGCGGGGGUGGAGUGGGCAGGGCACACUGUGGCAGGGGGUCCUGUAAUUUUGUGUAAAUAUCUGUACAGCGGGCUGCUUUCAGCGUUCUCUGUCCACUGGGUGUGCAUUGAUUUAGACUUCUCCACUGUGGGGAAACUCUGUGAAAUCGUCUGAUGGUCUGUGUGGAAGAAAAGAAAAAUCUGUCUACCCCCUAUUCUCCAUUGGUGUCAAUUGAAUAAAUGUAUGUGAACUUCA
This is a messenger RNA of Callithrix jacchus (white-tufted-ear marmoset), 2840 nucleotides long. It is a transcript of the gene FOXD2, whose product is annotated as forkhead box D2. Gene Ontology annotation, molecular function: RNA polymerase II cis-regulatory region sequence-specific DNA binding; DNA-binding transcription factor activity, RNA polymerase II-specific. NCBI's taxonomy places the organism in Eukaryota, Metazoa, Chordata, Mammalia, Primates, Cebidae. Gene Ontology annotation, biological process: anatomical structure morphogenesis; regulation of transcription by RNA polymerase II; cell differentiation. The record is from RefSeq and is a predicted model, not a curated record.